AUGGCCAAUGUUCAAACCUUCAAAGCCAAGUUAAUAGCUUUCAAUAAAAAAUGUAAAGAUAAGACGAAAGAAGAAACAGCCUUGAAAGCAUUGGGAGAUAAAUUAGCAGUGUUCGAGUUGGAACAAAGUAUUGGCCAAGAAGUCAAGAAGGUGGAUUGUUUAGAAGUAGAAAUGCCUAUAAGGGACAUGGACGAUGAAGUAAUAAGGAUCACCAAGCCUGGAUAUGUUCAAGCACAAGACCCUCUGAUUAAAGUGAAUAUUGGCAAUGAAGGGGAAGAUCGCCCAACAUUCGUUAGCCAGAUGCUCGAUCAAGAGGUUAGUGAUAAAUUAAUCGCUUUAUUAAAGGAAUAUAAUGAUCGUUUUGCUUGGGAAUAUGAACAUAUGCCUGAUUUAGAUAGAAAUAUGGUGGAAUAUAGAUUUCCAACCAAACCAAAUUUUAAACCUCAUAAGCAACCUCCUAGGCGUUUUGCUCCUAAAGUACUUCCUAAAAUUAAGAAAGAAAUAGAGUGA
This is a messenger RNA of Fraxinus pennsylvanica, 510 nucleotides long. The record is from the annotation of a GenBank genome assembly. NCBI's taxonomy places the organism in Eukaryota, Viridiplantae, Streptophyta, Magnoliopsida, Lamiales, Oleaceae.